UCAGUCAUCCCUUAAAAAUAGUCCUUAAUGUGAAUUAAACUUCCUGUCGACCCAACAGAGUUGACACAGCCGUCUGUCAAGUGGGGUAGAAAGUUACACACAGAUUUAAAGAGAAGAAAGGCGUGCUUAUCAUUUGAGCUCGACGUUUAAACAUCCACGAAAGGGGACCGGAAAUAACCUCAGUGUGAUCUUCUCGGAGCACAUGUUUGUGUAUUUCAUUCAUUCAGUUCAACUUGUUCAGGGAACAAAUCGUUUUUCACCGCUGGAACACAUUUACCUGUAGGUUCCCAUGCCGUCACACCUGUAAUUACAUAGCGAGGGAAUGCCAGCGCUAAGAGAGUGUUGACAGUUUAUGAUAUAUAUUUAGUACAGUACAAUAACAACAUAGAAGAAGAAUGUUCAUGGAUCGGCCAGAAUGACUGUGCUUUGUUACAUUAGGAGAAAGAUCCUGGUGGUCCUUGGGGUGUUCACGUCCCUGGGACUGAUCACGGGAAUGGUGACCCCCUGGUGGGUGGUGCUGGUCACCCCUGACAGUCGACUAGUGAACGGACUGUGGUACUCGCUGUCCUGUGAUGUGUCGUCUGGACUAUCUCUCUGUCGGAGUCUUCUUUUGGCUUCGGAAUCAACCUUAGGAAGUGCGCGCCUGGAGUACGGACUGCUGACGCUGUUUGGGACACUGAUCUGUAUGCUGGCCACUGUGUUCCUCAUUUUGUACAACCCCCGGGUGAACACGGUGCAGUCCACCAUCACGGGCGCCCUCACGGUGACGCUUUACGUAAUAUCAGCUAUCUUGACGUGGAUUGCGGUGGGUAAAGCCUGCGCAGACAACGUGCGCCUUAGACGUAACCAGGAUUUAGAUGGCCCCUGGUCCCUUGUAGUAUCGGCAGUGGCAGGAACCAUGCCAAUAUUCCUGGCGGUGGUAAUCUCGUUUAGAAUUCACAAUAAUGUUACAAACAUAAAAAAAGAAAGACGACAAAAGAGGAAGACCCGUCAGUUUUAUGAACAGCGUAGUUGCCAUAGCAGCAUGACGAUGCUGGGUAACACGGGCACCUUGCAGUCCAGUUCCUUACAUUCCAGCGUUCACUCGCUGGACAUCUCGUUUGCCAAUCACCAGGAAGUGAAUUCUUUAAACAGUCUGACCAUGGAGUUCAAGGAGAAUACAAGUAUUUCCAAAAUGUCCAAGUCCCCGAUCAUUAUGGACAAUACAUCACCUAUCUUCCCUGCAGAUAUUAUUCCUUACAAGUUCCCCAACAAUCCGCCAUAUUGAAUUCCGAGUGUAAAUACACGCAAACGUAAGAUAUUCCAAGUUCAAUGUCUUUCACUCAGUCCCGUGUUAGUUUAUGAAAUUGCUAUUCGGUGAUCUUAAAGGAAAAUAAAGAAGUGAUGAUGCUUUAAUUGUUGACAUUGUGAAAAUGACACAUAUGUACAUUGUUUUUGCUUAUUACAUGUAUACGCAUUUAAAUGUAAUCGCAUUUAAAUGUAAUCGUGUACAUAUUGUUGCAAUAUUUACAAAUGGUGCUAUUCAUGGAAUACAUUUCAACAGCCAUUUCAUCUGACGUUUUUUUUUUCAGCCGUCCUUUUCAUUACAUUUUGUCGUAUCAUUACGGAUUCUUUUCAUUUUUAAUUAUGUUUUCUUUGAUUUCUACAUUUUUAGUGCUUGGUAUUUGUAUAAAUGAAAUAUGUAAAAUGCCAUUAAACGAAACAAAGUACG
This is a messenger RNA of Magallana angulata, 1711 nucleotides long. RefSeq lists its product as uncharacterized. Lineage: Eukaryota; Metazoa; Mollusca; Bivalvia; Ostreida; Ostreidae. The record is from RefSeq and is a predicted model, not a curated record. Bases 416 to 1267 code for a protein of 283 amino acids. The transcript has 3 exons.